AUGUCCAGCCCUCAUGAGACCUGGCUCUCACAACAGGGUUUGCCACCUGAAAGAUCUUACUCGAAGUGUGUAUUUACUUUUCCACGACAGUCUGUAAUGAUUACUGAUAGAAGAGCAGAGCAAUUAGCGCACGGUGGUCUACUCAAUCUCUUCGCUGCCCAGGAGUUGAAGGCACGCCAGGCACUAUCUGAUGAUGAAUUAGCCCUGGGACUCACUGAACAUACAGACGGACCAUUCUGCCCCCCUGCGCCUAUCUGUCCCAGUCCGCCCAACCGUUACCGGAGUUUCGGCGGAGAGUGUAACAACCCUUCAUUUCCAACUUGGGGCGCCGUCCAUACUGGCUUCGAGAGAUUACUCCCACCAGACUAUAGUGACGGUGGUAUACUGCCUAGUGCCCGUGCAGUCAGCAAUGCUUUAAUCUUAGAUGGGGGUCAUCCCAGCCCGAUACUUAAUCUAAUGUUCAUGCAGUUCGGGCAGUUUAUAGCUCACGAUACCAGCUCUGGAACAGUGUUUACUAUAGGAAAUGGCAGUGCUCUUACCUGUUGUACUCCCAAUGGCGAAGAUUUCCUACCUCAAGAGUUCCAGCAUUGGGGGUGUGCUCCAAUAGCCUCCGGCCCUGCAGAUGACUUUUAUGGCCAGUUCCAUCAUCAGUGCUUAAAUUUCGUGAGAGCUCAGUUAGCUCCAGCAAGUGACUGCUCUGUGGGAUAUGCUAAGCAGAUGAAUGGCGCAACGCACUAUCCAGAUUUGUCACAUUUAUAUGGAACUUCCGAUGAAAAAGUUGCUCAGUUGCGGGGUCCUGGUGGACUCUUGAAAACAUUUAAUGACUACGGACGAGAACUGCCUCCUCUCACGGAGAGAAAGGAAUGUGCUCAAACAGUUCAAACUUUCGGCUUAUCUCCGUCUCCUGGCUACUGUUCUUCUUAUGAUCACCUCGUGAAUCCAUCACUAACGGCAGAGUUCUCAACCGCUGCUAUGCGGUUUGGCCAUUCUGUCGUCGAUGGAAAGCUUACUAUUCCUGAUGUCAGAAGGGAUAAUGUUUACGAGAGCAUCUUCAUCCCGGAGUUAACCCGAUAUCUGUUUCACGGCGGCAAUCCAUUCGGGAUAGAUUUGGCUGCCAUCAACAUACAACGCGGAAGGGACUAUGGUGUCCGCUCGUACAACCAGUACCGACGACUGAUUGGAUUGGAACCUUUUAACAGCUUCAAUCAGUUCGCUCCUAACACUGCCCAAAGAUUAGCCUCUAUUUACGAGAGUCCAGAAGACAUUGAUUUAUGGGUAGGUGGUCUCCUCGAAGAACCGGUUGAGGGAUCAGUGGUGGGGAUCACCUUCGGACAUAUCCUCGCUGACCAGUUCUCAAGGAUCAAGAGAGGCGACCGAUACUUUUAUGAGAAUGGCCCGGACGUUAAUCCUGGAGCAUUUACACCAAGUCAAUUAGCAGAGAUAAAGAAAGUUACUCUCUCUAGAAUAAUAUGUGACAACAAAGACGGAAUAGAAUUAUUUGCACAACCACCAAACGCCUUUGUGCUGGGUAAUUUGCCAGGGAACGAGCCAGUGCCGUGUGAGAGUCUCGCUAUACCUGCUAUGGAUCUCAGUAGAUUUAAGGAAAUUUAA
This is a messenger RNA of Diatraea saccharalis (sugarcane borer), 1611 nucleotides long. The record is from the annotation of a GenBank genome assembly. Lineage: Eukaryota; Metazoa; Arthropoda; Insecta; Lepidoptera; Crambidae.